Molecule: messenger RNA, 2424 nt
Organism: Lycium ferocissimum
Lineage: Eukaryota; Viridiplantae; Streptophyta; Magnoliopsida; Solanales; Solanaceae
Product: pollen receptor-like kinase 2
Exons: 3
Coding region: 104-2224 (706 amino acids)
Biological process (GO): protein phosphorylation
Molecular function (GO): ATP binding; protein binding; protein kinase activity
Source: RefSeq, a predicted model, not a curated record
CUUAGCACCUCUCAAACUCUCAGCUUCCCAUCUCUCUCUCUCUUCCCAUGCAUGCCCACACAAUCAUCCCAUUCCCUUAGAGAUAUGUUGAAACUUUCUUUGCAUGCCCAGCUCACACCAUAAGCCAUAUUAUUUCUCAUUUGUAGCUGCCCUUUGUAAGGGCGCGCACCCGCAAGUGCGCGCACCCCCACCACUAGUCUAUGCAAUGUCGGGGCCUCAAUACCGUUAUAGCAACCACAAUCGCCAUCAUCAGCACCACCACCACCACCUCUUCCUCGUCGUGUUAUUAUUUGUCGCAUUUGCCGUGGCCCCCGCCUCGUCAGGGAACUCUGAGGCGGAGAUUUUAUUCAGGUUCAGCAAGUCCUUGAAUAAAAAUGGCGCGUUUUCUAAUUGGAAUCUUAAUGUACCCCCUUGCGACAAAAAUAACGAUAAGUCCAAUUGGGAUACCGUUAUUUGUGAAAACGGAUUCGUUUUUGGGUUGCAAUUGGAGAAUAAAGGCUUAAGCGGGACAAUUGAUGUGGACGCUCUUAAAGAGUUGCCUAAUUUCAGGACCAUAAGUGUCAAGAACAAUAAUUUCGAAGGGCCUAUACCAACUUUGAAUAAACUUGCGGGGUUGAAAACGGCUUAUUUCGACAACAACAAUUUCUCUGGCCAAAUUGAUAACACUGUUUUUGAAGGGAUGCAUUGGUUAAAAAAAUUUCAUAUUGCUAACAAUCAAUUAACUGGUAAAAUCCCAUCUGUUUUGGGUCAAUUGCCUAAGCUUACAGAAUUGAGGCUUGAAAACAACAAAUUUGAAGGUCAAAUACCUGAUUUUAAUCAAGAAAGAAUUAAGGAUAUGAAUUUUGCUAACAACUCUCUUGAGGGUCCAAUUCCUCGUGGCCUUUCUAGUCUUAAAGCUUCGUCAUUUGAAGGUAAUGCUCUUUGUGACGGUCCGUUAUCGAAAUGCACGAGUGAACCAAAAAUAGCUCUUUGGACAAUUAUAUUGGUGGUUAUCGCAGUGGCAGCAGCAGUAGCAGCAAUUGUCGUUGUUAUCAUCAUUCUUCGUCAGCGCAAGCAGAUGCCUGAAACGGAAGCAAGAGCAAUUGCUUCUUCAUCUGGUACUGCCGGGGGCGCCACUCACCAGAAGGCGCCCUCAGCAGACCUAGACAAGAUGGAACAGGGCCAAGUAGUGGCUCCACCUGACCGUUCUCCGGAGGGACCGGGCCCAAAAAGGCCUGAACAACCUCAGCAGAAACUUCUAUUCUUGAAAGAUGACAUAGAAAAGUUUGACUUGCCAGAUUUAUUAAAGGCUUCAGCUGAAAUAUUGGGUAGUGGGGUAUUUGGAUCAACUUAUAAAGCUGCACUUAGCACUGGGCCUGUUAUGGUUGUCAAAAGGUUUAGGCAAAUGAAUAAUGUAGGCAAGGAAGAUUUUCAUGAGCAUAUGAGAAGGCUAGGCAGGUUGAAUCAUAAGAACUUGCUUCCUGUUGUCGCUUUCUAUUAUAGGAAGGAGGAAAAACUUUUGGUCUCCGAGUAUGUCAACAAUGUCAGCCUUGCAGUUCAUCUUCAUGGCAAUAAAUCCCGCGGGCAACCAAGCUUGGAUUGGCCAACCCGGUUAAAAAUUGUAAAGGGAGUAGCCAAAGGACUAUUAUACCUCUACAACGAGCUACCAAGCUUGACAGCACCCCAUGGUCACCUCAAAUCCUCCAACGUUCUUCUAAAUGAAUCCUACGAGCCACUUCUCACGGACUAUGCCUUACUACCCGUAGUAAACCUAGAGCAUGCUCAAGAACAUAUGAUCGCUUACAAAUCUCCUGAAUUCAAGCAUAGUGGGCGAAUCACACGAAAAAACGAUGUAUGGACACUCGGAAUAUUAAUACUCGAGAUCAUAACGGGCAAAUUCCCGUCCAAUUUCUUGCAACAAGGAAAGGGAAGUGACACGGAUUUGGCAACAUGGGUACGGUCCGUGGUCAACGAAGACUCAUCAGGCGUAGAGGUAUUCGAGAAGGACAUGAGGGGGACGAAGAAUGCAGAAGGGGAAAUGAUGAGGCUAUUGAAGAUAGCAUUGGGUUGUUGUGAUCUUGAUAUGGAGAAGAGGUUUGAUAUGAAAGAAGCAAUGGAGAAAAUUGAUGAAGUAAAAGAGAGAGAUGGGGAUGAUGAUUUUUAUUCUUCUUAUGCAAGUGAAGCUGAUGCAAGAUCUUCAAGAGGAUUAUCUGAUGAUUUUUCUCAACUCUCUAUGAACAUUUGAAGAGUACUACUCAUGUGUAAGGCUUUUUAAUUUGUUCAAACUCAUCAUGGUAAAUGGGAAGGGACUUCUAUUUUGUUUGAUGCAUGGUUGGGGGUAUAUGAAACCACAAAAUAAAUAAAUAUAUGAAAAAGAAGAGAUAGAAAAUGAAGUAACUGCUUUAAUUUUUUUGUGAUUCAAUUGAAGCAAGCGAACAUGUAAAU